Penicillium oxalicum is the source of this 1704-nucleotide messenger RNA. RefSeq lists its product as uncharacterized. Gene Ontology annotation, molecular function: long-chain fatty acid-CoA ligase activity. Lineage: Eukaryota; Fungi; Ascomycota; Eurotiomycetes; Eurotiales; Aspergillaceae. The record is from RefSeq and is a predicted model, not a curated record. Bases 1 to 1704 code for a protein of 567 amino acids. Gene Ontology annotation, cellular component: endoplasmic reticulum; membrane. The transcript is spliced from 4 exons.
AUGGCUGGGGAGCUCUCCAUUCUGGAGAGAUUAGACGCGGCGCUCUCGGACCUAGUCGCAGACUGGAGCAUUUACACUACUGUGCUUGCCGGUGCCCUUGCGGUCUUUGGAAUCUAUUCAGUCUUGUCGAAUAGAGAUCCCGACGUGCAUCCAUACCUCCUCGCUCGUCAGUCAACCGGCUCUCCAAUUCGACAAGUUGGUGAAUCGGCUACUUUCCGCGGCCUCGAGACACCGUAUGGAUAUCCACUUCGUCAGGGCUUAAAUGUGAAAGACCCAGGAACUCCAAAAUGGACCGCUGGCCGUCGGGGUGACCUGCGUGAUAUUUGGAAAACCGCCGUCCGUGGAGCACUGAACGAAGAUGGCACCACCUCUGGUAAACAGGGCAAGAUCUACACUGUUCUGGGAAAGAAUGCUGUGGAACACUCACUGGGCAAAGUCACUCAAGAGAUCAACGUGAUCGGUCAACAUCUCCAGAAAGCAAAAGUCAAGACCGUUGCCGUCUGUCUCACCGAUUCGAUCGAACAUCUGUCCGCGAUAUUUGCCGGAUCAUUCUACGGAUUCAAGGUCGUCCUGGUUCCCCAUAACCUACCUGCUGCGACUCUGUCGGCCCAGUUGCAAGAUGUGAAAGCCGAUGCUCUCAUUGCGCAAGCUGGCUCACUCGACUUGUCCUUUGUCACGAAGAAUAACAAGCAACUGUCUGUCGUCGUCUGGGUUGCCAACUAUGGUAAUCAGCACAUGGACUGGCACGAAGUUCCCAAGGAUGUUACGAGCUCACUUGAUGUUGCUGUAUGGCACGAGCUUGUCGAAGAAGGGAAGGACAUUGCUGGCUUCGAAGUCCCUGAAUAUGAUCCCACGACUCCGGUUCCUGGUCUUAGCACAGUGUGGGCCUUCGAGUCCGAGACUGGUCAAUUCAUUGACUUUACACAGGAGAACCUCGUGGCGGCCAUUGGAGCUCUUGGGUCGGCGCUUCCUCGAAACCAACGCUUCCAAGAGUCUGAUCUUGUUCUCUCGAUCGACUCGCUUUCUCGCUCGUAUCCCCUCUGUCAAGUUCUCAAUGCACUGUACUCUAAUGCCUCAGUUGCUCUCAACUCGGUCGCCGGCGAAAGUGUCGACUUCGCUCUUGCGACCAAAGGAGUCUCACCCACUGUCAUCAUUGCGUCCUCAAAGACUAUUUCUGGAUAUCAUGAUCAAGUGAUGGCACCACGCGCUGGUCUUAUCUCAUUCUUAGGGCGAUGGAUGCAGGCUCGCACAUUGGACGCAGGCGUCAUGCCGUCCCACAGCUUUUUUAAUCAGCUCGUUCACGUCGCCCCGACUGCGGAGCUCUCUUUGGAAAAGCUGCGCCUUCUGUGCAUUUCACACCGUAUCGACGCUGAUCCGGCCACCCGUCUGACCACAGAGCAGAUGACUGAUCUACGGAUCUAUAUGAAUGCUCGAAUUGUCUACGCUCUCACUGGACCUGGUAUUGCCGGUGCCAUCACCCAGACUAAUGUGUUCGAUUAUCGCAACCUUGGCGGCUGGAACCACUUUGGCGCACCUCUCAGUAGCACUGAAAUCACAUUGACAGGCAUCGCCGAGGAUGGGACGACUGAUGAGAAUCCCCAGGGACAGAUCCGUGUCUCCGGACCUGCUGUCGUGAACGGUGAAGUGACACUUCCCACACGGGGACGUAUCACUGCUGAUAAUACCUUGAGUCUGAAUGUUUGA